Gavialis gangeticus (Gharial) is the source of this 578-nucleotide messenger RNA. Its product is annotated as cytochrome c oxidase assembly factor 4 homolog, mitochondrial. Gene Ontology annotation, biological process: mitochondrial respiratory chain complex IV assembly. The coding region runs from base 99 to 365 and encodes 88 amino acids. The transcript is spliced from 2 exons. NCBI's taxonomy places the organism in Eukaryota, Metazoa, Chordata, Crocodylia, Gavialidae. The record is from RefSeq and is a predicted model, not a curated record. Gene Ontology annotation, cellular component: mitochondrial intermembrane space.
CAGGUGGAGGAGGCUCGACCAAUAAGAGCGUGCCUCCUCUUCCGGGUCCUGCCACGCUCUUAAAGGGACAGCCGGUGUACGAGCGCAGACCCAUCGAGAUGUCUGGCCCCGGCUCUCCAGGUCACAACUGGAACCGGAAGCCGGAGGACGAGGAGGACCCUUUGGACCAAAUGAUCUCGCGCACGGGCUGUGCUGCCUUCCACUAUGCCGUCCAGGAGUGCAUGGCUGAGCACCAGGACUGGAGGAAGUGCCAGUCGCAGGUGCAGACGUUCAAGGAGUGCAUGAAGGAACAUCAGACGCGGCGCAUGGAGGAGCUGAAGAAGCGGCAGCAGUUGGCCCAGGCCGGAGAAGAGGCCGGAGCCUGAUGCUCAAGAGACCCAACGUCAACAUCUGAUCCGCCAGAGCGGGGGAAAUUUUAACUCCUGAAACAUGCUGCUGACUCCAGGAGGGGUAAAAUGCUUUGCCCCCAUCAUCAGGAGCUGAGUUGAUGAAAUGGCCCAGAAUACUUUUAUAGUGGGGAAUCCUGGGUGAAAUUGCAUUUAAUUGUGGGGGUACAAAUUAAAUGUGGAUUCAGUUCU